AUGCCCGAGCGGGGCGCGCGCACCGGAUGUUACGUUCCUGCCCCGGCCGCCAGGCUCCUCCCUUUCCGUUUCCGGCAGCAGCCGCGAGAGCAGGGCGAUGUCGGCCCAUCUGCAGUGGAUGAUCGUUCGCAACAGCUCCAGCUUCCUCCUCAAGCGGAACAAACAAACCUACAGCACCGAACCGAACAACUUGAAGGCCAGAAACUCCUUCCGCUACAACGGGCUGAUCCAUCGCAAGACAGUGGGCGUGGAGCCCGCAGCGGACGGGAAGGGGAUCGUGGUGGUGCUGAAGAAACGGGCAGGCCAGCGCAAGCCAGCCACUUCCUAUGAGAAGACGACCAUUAACAAGAACGCCCGGGCUACGCUCAGCAGCCUGCGCCACAUCAUCCGCAAGAACAACUACCGCAAGGAUCUGCGCAUGGCUGCUCUGCGUCGCGCCAGCGCCAUCCUGCGGAGCCAGAAGCCAGUGGUGGUGAAGAAGAAGAGAACCCGGGCUACCAAGACAGCAUGAAUGGCUAGCAUGUCCCAAUAAAGGGUGCAAACC
Molecule: messenger RNA, 544 nt
Organism: Dermochelys coriacea (leatherback sea turtle)
Lineage: Eukaryota; Metazoa; Chordata; Testudines; Dermochelyidae
Gene: RPL28
Product: ribosomal protein L28
Exons: 5
Coding region: 98-511 (137 amino acids)
Biological process (GO): translation
Cellular component (GO): cytosolic large ribosomal subunit; ribosome
Molecular function (GO): structural constituent of ribosome
Source: RefSeq, a predicted model, not a curated record